AUGUUCCUUCUGGAACUCCCCUCCGAAAUACUCGACCUGAUCUCUAACCCUUUAGGCCCAAGCGACCUCUGGAAUCUGUACGACAGUUGUAAAACAUUGCGCGUUGUCUCGGCACGGCACCUCUUCCGCACUGUGGAGAUUCGCUUCGACGGUUCUUACGCAGAGGUUCUGAAUUCCCGUCCCUUCUCAAUAUCGUGUCCUCGGUCAUCCGGCCGGCUUCUGACAACAGUGGCUCAAUGGUCUCCGCACGUCCGCAAUAUGGAUGUCUGGGGGGAUGAGGAGUUUUUGCAGCCCGACUUCUUCGACCUCUUGCCCAGACUUGGUAAUCUUUGCUCCUUCAGUAUCAGCUACCCACCGAGUCUGGGCAGCUUCCAACUCCUGCUGGAACGGCUGGCGGCUCUUCCAUCAUUGCGUAGCCUCAGCGUGGAUUUCAUGUCGCCGCGGAUCUGGACGGUACCGCUGACCUUUAACCGCCUCCAACACCUACAGCUGUCCUGCAUUGAACACGAGCCUGGGCUGUGCGUGCUUCCAUCACUUCCUAUGCUCGAGACUUUGACGUUGAACUUUUGCUGCUACUGCUUGGACUGUCCGAAGAACGGACGGGGCCCAUGUACUCUACUUCAGCUCCUUCAUCUCCCGCGGCUUCGCGCCUUGUCAAUCUUAGGAGCGCAGGCGGGGAACGUUAUCUGGUGCGGCCACGCCGCACAACUCCAGAAACUCGAGCUCGCCUUCUGCAGCGGCAUAGAUCUGAUCGGACUGCUCGGCAGCGCCGGGAACAACCUCGAGGAGCUGAUCUUAUCGGACUGUGAUUUCAUGGCGGAGGGGCCUACCGUCUCCUCGGUUACGCUUCCCGUUCUGCAGCGUGUGCAGAUAAAUGCGUCCAUAUCUGGGCUGGCCCAGCUUUGCUAUGCCGAAAUACCGUCGUCGGCUAUGAUUCAGAUGCGGAUAGGUCCCGAUGACUUUGAGGAGGUCGAGAACUGGCCUCUUGUUAGGUUACGUCUGGCCCUGAAUCCGGUAUCACUUAGUUUAACGGGCUCAGGAGCCCUUCCAUACCCGCUAGAGCCGAGUUCCCGCUUACGACAGAUCGCUUCACUUUCGCAUAUACGACUCGAAGGGCAGAAACGCUUGUAA
Molecule: messenger RNA, 1131 nt
Organism: Aspergillus affinis
Lineage: Eukaryota; Fungi; Ascomycota; Eurotiomycetes; Eurotiales; Aspergillaceae
Exons: 3
Coding region: 1-1131 (376 amino acids)
Molecular function (GO): protein binding
Source: RefSeq, a predicted model, not a curated record